Messenger RNA from Fonsecaea nubica, 1143 nucleotides. RefSeq lists its product as hypothetical. Gene Ontology annotation, molecular function: phosphate transmembrane transporter activity. The record is from RefSeq and is a predicted model, not a curated record. Lineage: Eukaryota; Fungi; Ascomycota; Eurotiomycetes; Chaetothyriales; Herpotrichiellaceae. The transcript is spliced from 4 exons. Gene Ontology annotation, biological process: mitochondrial phosphate ion transmembrane transport. Gene Ontology annotation, cellular component: mitochondrial inner membrane. The coding region runs from base 1 to 1143 and encodes 380 amino acids.
AUGGUCGGGCUCUUCCCCAACACGACGGCCUUGUCCCAGGCAUUCACACCUACCUCUCCGUAUUACAAGCCCGCUCCGAAACCAAUUGAGAACCUCGAAAAGCGUCGAAUCUUCUCCUCAUGGAGUGCGGCCGAAUCCGCCAAAGACAAGGCGGUUGAACUGAGCGAAGCUGCCCAAAAAGAAUACGAGAAGGCCAGCGCAAAGGCCCAAGCCAAAGUUGGGGGCAUUGAGCUCUAUUCCGCCAAGUACUAUGCCGCUUGUACCGCUGGAGGUAUCCUGGCAUGCGGUAUCACUCAUGCAGCCGUCACCCCUCUCGAUCUCGUCAAAUGUCGUCGUCAGGUCGAUCCCAAACUUUACAAGGGCAACUUUCAGGCCUGGGGCACCAUCGCCAGGACUGAGGGUUUCCGGGGCAUCUUCACAGGUUUCGGCCCGACGUUCUUUGGGUACUCGGUGCAAGGAGCUGGCAAAUAUGGCUUCUACGAAUACUUCAAGCAUUUGUACAGCGAACUGGCCGGUGAGGAUAAUGCUCAAAAGUACAAGACCACACUCUACUUGACUGCCUCCGCUUCGGCCGAAUUCAUUGCCGACAUUGGUCUCUGCCCUUUCGAAGCCGUCAAGGUCCGUAUGCAGACCACCAUACCACCUGCAUACUCCGGUACCCUCAAUGGGCUGUCGACAAUCACGGGUAAAGAAGGAAUUGGCGGUCUGUACAAGGGUCUCUAUCCUCUAUGGGGCCGACAGAUUCCGUAUACUAUGAUGAAGUUUGCCUCGUUCGAAAACAUCGUUGCUGCCAUCUACAAUUACCUGCCCGGCAGCAAGUCCGACUACGGCAAGGGUGCUCAGACAGGAGUGGCUUUCGUCGGUGGUUAUCUCGCUGGUAUCCUCUGUGCGAUCGUCUCGCAUCCUGCGGACGUGAUGGUCAGCAAACUCAACGCAGAACGUGCCCCGGGUGAAAGCUUUGGAGGUGCCAUGGGCCGCAUCUAUUCCAAGAUCGGCUUCUCGGGUCUCUGGAACGGUCUUCCUGUCAGAAUUGUCAUGAUCGGAACCCUAACUGGCUUGCAAUGGAUGAUCUACGACUCGUUCAAGAUCUUCAUGGGCCUCCCUACAACUGGAGGUGCUCCGGAGAAGAAGCAGACUGCUUAG